CAAAACAUAAAGAGAGAGAGAGAGAGAGUGUUGAUUUGGAUUCAAACAAGAAGAAAUCAGGAAAUAGAGAGAGAGAAAAAGCAUGAGGAGAAUUAAAGAGAGAGAAUCUGUGGCUGAGAGACAGUGAGCGAGAAAGAGCGGGAGAAGAGGAGAGAGAGCGCGAGAGAGAGAGAGAGAGAGAGAGAGAGAGAGAGAGAGAGAGAGAGAGAGAUCUAGUAGCUGGUUUAAAGCUCAACGCUCUGAUCUUUUCCUGCUCUCUCUCUCUCUCUCUCUCUCUCUCUCUCUCUCUCUGUCUCCCUGACUCUCUCUCUCAUUCUCACUCUCUUGUGGACGUGCAGCGAUGAUCCUGAGGUCAACACUGUCUCCUGCCGUCCACACUCUGUCUCUGUCCUCGUCGGUCCACACAGGUGAGACUCAGGUGAUUCUCUGUCUCAUGGACAAAGACCUGAAGAAGAGCGGGACUGGAAUCCAGAGAGGGCGAUAAAAAAAAAGAAAAGAAAGAAGAAGAAGAAGAAGAAGAGACGACGAGAGAACGAGCCCGACGACGACAGAGAUGAGAGUGGUACUCGCGUGUGCCCUCCUCUCCCUCCUCUCCCUCCUCUCUUCAUCACAUGCCUGUCCAAAGGAGUGUUCCUGCAACAGCGACACCAAAGUGGUGGACUGCCGGGGUCAAGGACUGUACGACAUCCCCCGACGACUGCAACCAGACACGCAGGAGCUGUACCUGCAGGACAACCGCAUCCGGGGCGUGGGGUCCAUGGCCUUCAGGGAGACACCGCUCGUGCGCAUCCUCGAUCUGUCCAACAACUCCAUCGCGUCUGUUUCGCCCACCGCUCUGCUGGGUUUGAGGACUCUACAGCGCCUCAGUCUGGCCUACAACAACCUGAAAGAGCUGGACAAGCGGUUGCUCGGACCGAUCCGCUCCCUUACACACCUGGACCUCUCACAUAACAGCCUGUGGGGUUUACCCGGAGCCAUUGUGGACAGUCUGAGGAACCUCAGCCACCUGGGUUUGGCACACAACAGGAUAACACGAGUGGACCGCUCCGUGUUGGAGGCUCUGACCCGUCUGGACAACCUCACACUGCGAGGAAACCCCUGGAGAUGUGACUGCCAGCUCAUCGGCCUCAAACUGUGGCUGGAGACGUUCCUCUUUAAAGGUGGAGCGGUGGACGAGGUCCUGUGCUCUCAGCCAGAGGAGAUGAAGGACCGAGACCUGCAGAAAAUCCCCUACCAGCUGUUCCACGUCUGCAUGACCACCAGCUACCACUACCUGUUCGCCAACAUCCACCACCUGGAGUCAGAGAGGCUGCUGCGCACCCACACCCACGGCAACCACGCUCUGCACAUCCCCGUGGCGAUGGGGGAGGGCUUUGGUGGUGCUGGAGGAGGAGCAGCAGCAGGGGGAGGAGGAGCAGCAGCAGGGGGAGGGGGAGGAGGAGGAGCAUCGGCGGCAGCGGCAGCAGCAGCAGGAGGAGGAGGAGGAGGGAGUAUCCCAGAGUGUGAACCUAAGCAGAGGCCGCGUCCUGUCAACCUGCGCCAUGCUAUCGCCACCGUCAUCAUCACGGGCGUGGUGUGUGGGAUUGUGUGUCUGAUGAUGCUCGCCGCUGCCGUGUACGGCUGCGCCUACGCCGCCGUCAUGGCCCGAUACCAGCGGGAGCUGAAGAAGAACGAGGAGCUGGCGGCGGCGGCGGCGGCGGCGGCGCAGGCAGCCGAUAACGCCACGGCGGACGAGAAGGAGCCACUGGAGAACGCUAUCGCCUAAGAGACGCUAACAGGAAGCCUGGACGCCUCAACCCUUUAACCUAAAUGUGUUUGGAUGCCAUAUGUGAGCGUGUGCAUGAACUAAAGAGAGAGUGAAUGUGUUAUGUAUGAAUGAGGGUUGUCACUUUUUAUCUGAAAGGUCAAAACAUUCAGCCUAGAAGCACAUCAGACUUGUCUGAAGGAAUUACAGAGAGGUCCAGCAGAGGGCGCUCUGAGCACAAGCAAGCGUGACGGUCCUCUGAGCGACCAAAGACAUUUAUAAAGAGAACAUUUGUAAGUAUUUUGGGUUCUAGAGCUGACUCACCUGUUAGCUUAGCUUAGCUUGUAGGCGACACAGUGCAUACACUGGUUUAAAGAAAGUAAAAUCAGCCUCAUUUUGGGGAAAUUGCUCUUGUUUUUCACGAGGGCCAGAGCCACGAAUGACAGGGGCCAAAACGGCUCCUGGCAGGAAUACAUGCGAGGAGCCGUCAUCCUUCAGAUUAUUCUUCUCUCCGUGUCUUUGAAGUUAACGAGCAUAAAAACUCUUGAAACUUGGCAUAGAGUUCAGACUGGCGAAAAUGCGACAUUGGCAUAGUUCCCAGAACUGUGCAUUGCUCAAGGGCUCUAUAGCGCUCCCUAAGGUGAAAACAGAGGCAAAAUUGAGUUCCACCGAAUUUCCCCAAACUUGGUGGGGAGAUGUUAUCGACCAAGACGAACAAAAAAGUCGAUCGUAACCGUGACCUCAACUCAACAGGAAGUCGGUCAUUUGGAAUUUUGGUAAUUUGCACCCGACGUAAAUGAGCGAGACACAUCACAGGUGAAACGUUGUCGGGAGGUUUCGCGGAUUUAAAAGUGAGGUCAGGGAACUGCUGAACGCGAGGGCCGAUCACGACUGCGUGCAGACCGAGUUCAAACUUGUUUUUGAAAGAAAAAGAAAAAGGUGACAGCCCUGGUGUGCGUUUGUUUUUGUGUGUUCACCUCAUUUCUCAGACUUUUUGACUAUGCACUGAUGACAGGGUUUGUUUGACGGAAAAAACAGGCCAAAGAAAUCCAAACGUAUCAAUUCCAUUCUGUCCAAGAAAUGCAUAUCACAGAUGAGAAGAAAUGGCUUUAUAUUUAUAAGUGUAUAUAUGUAUGUAAGUAUGUAGGUGUAGAGUAGUAUUUAACAUGUCAGACUUUGGUUGUCUUUUGGUUGUCGUUCUUAAUUUAGAGUCUGAUUUUGAGGAGUCACAGAAGGCCGGUGAACUUCUGUUGAACGUUUGUGUUACAUUUGUGCUCGAGCGUGUGAGGACGUAAACAUGAACCUGAAAAGUAACGGAAGUAAGCAACCGGCCAUUACUGCAGAGGAAUAUACCGCCAACAGCCGCUUCCUGCCUACAUGUGUCGUUUUGGUUGUGUGACGUCAUCUGGCCAACUUUUUUACAACUCAACAGGUCACCAGGUUCAUGCAUGCUGUCUGCACAUGCUGUGUUUUAUAGAGAAUUUAAGUCUGUGCCUGAUAAUGUGACAUCAUUUCACGUGUUUUGAGUGUUUUCAAAGAAUAUUUUUCCGUGACGACGGAGGAAAUUCGUCAAAGCAAUAAUGAAACAAAAAUGAUGACAAUGAAACCUGGACCUCUGGUGUUUCUCAGUGACUCUGCACACACACACACACACACACACACACGUCCUUCAGUAUGUAUUAUAUAAAAACGGGAAACAUUUGAUUACUGUAUGUGUUCUGACAAUCCACUGGAGGAGGCAUGCUUCUUUAAAAAUGAAGAAACUUAUUAAAAAGAGGAGUAUUUUUGUCCA
Molecule: messenger RNA, 3536 nt
Organism: Solea solea (common sole)
Lineage: Eukaryota; Metazoa; Chordata; Actinopteri; Pleuronectiformes; Soleidae
Gene: lrtm1
Product: leucine-rich repeat and transmembrane domain-containing protein 1
Exons: 4
Coding region: 554-1765 (403 amino acids)
Molecular function (GO): protein binding
Source: RefSeq, a predicted model, not a curated record